This is a messenger RNA of Ictidomys tridecemlineatus (thirteen-lined ground squirrel), 2186 nucleotides long. It is a transcript of the gene Sgta, whose product is annotated as small glutamine rich tetratricopeptide repeat co-chaperone alpha. The record is from RefSeq and is a predicted model, not a curated record. Gene Ontology annotation, biological process: post-translational protein targeting to endoplasmic reticulum membrane. Lineage: Eukaryota; Metazoa; Chordata; Mammalia; Rodentia; Sciuridae. Gene Ontology annotation, cellular component: membrane; TRC complex. Gene Ontology annotation, molecular function: molecular adaptor activity; protein binding.
CCACACCCGCCUCAGCCACGGACGCACCUGCGCAAAAUGAAAACAAAAAAACGGAGUAGUCUUCUCCUGCGCGUGCGCCGCGCCCGGGGGCGGGGCCGAGCGGCGCCGCUGUGCGCAGGCGCAGCCGUCGGUGGGUCGGGGCUCGGUUGUCUCGCAGAUCCUGAACCUCGGGCGUCUCCCCCUCCCGUCUCAAGAUGGAUAACAAGAAGCGCCUGGCCUACGCCAUCAUCCAGUUCCUGCAUGACCAGCUCCGGCACGGGGGGCUCUCUUCGGAUGCCCAGGAGAGCUUAGAAGUUGCCAUCCAGUGCCUGGAGACCGCCUUCGGGGUGACGGUGGAGGACAGUGGCCUGGCACUUCCCCAGACUCUGCCAGAAAUAUUUGAAGCAGCCGCCACAGGCAAGGAGAUGCCACAGGACCUGAGGAGCCCUGAGCGGACCCCGCCCUCCGAGGAGGACUCGGCAGAGGCAGAGCGCCUCAAAACCGAAGGGAAUGAGCAGAUGAAGGUGGAGAACUUCGAGGCCGCCGUGCGUCUCUACGGGAAGGCCAUUGAGCUCAACCCCGCCAACGCCGUCUACUUCUGCAACAGAGCCGCAGCCUACAGCAAGCUGGGGAACUACGCGGGAGCCGUGCAGGACUGCGAGAGGGCCAUCUGCAUAGACCCGGCCUACAGCAAAGCCUACGGCCGCAUGGGCCUGGCGCUCUCCAGCUUGAACAAGCACACCGAGGCCGUGGCCUACUACAAGAAGGCCCUGGAGCUGGACCCCGACAACGAGACCUACAAGUCCAACCUCAAGAUAGCGGAGCUGAAGCUGCGGGAGGCCCCGAGUCCUACAGGAAGUGUGGGCAGCUUCGACAUCACUAGCAUGCUGACCAACCCAAGCUUCGUGAGCAUGGCGUCAAACCUCAUGAACAACCCGCAAGUUCAGCAGCUUGUGUCCGGGAUGAUCUCCAGCAGCCACAACCCCCUGGGGACGCCCGGCACCAGCCCCUUGCAGAACGACCUGGCCACCCUCAUCCAGGCGGGCCAGCAGUUCGCGCAGCAGAUGCAGCAGCAGAACCCGGAGUUGAUUGAGCAGCUCCGGAGUCAGAUGCGCAGUCGGACCCCCAGUGCCAGCAACGACGACCAGCAGGAGUGACCGGCAGCUGUCCUGGCCGUCCUGCUCUGCCCGCCAGCUGUGGCCCCCGUGUGGUUGGCCACUUUUUCCCGUCGGGCUGCCCAAGAGAGGGAAAGAAACUGAAGUUGGACCUGCACGUUGAGAGACUUUGUUCCGCCCGCCCCGUCCGCCCUGUCCCGUCCCGUCCCAUGUCCCGUCCGUCCCCAGCCUCCCCGCCCCCGCCCCCCAGCCCCAGCCCUGCAGAGCCCAGUCAGGCACCGCAGAGUUCUCUAGAACUCCUGGGCCGCUCUGGAGACGCGACAGUGUGCUGUUGGGCCUCAUGGCAACCCUGUGGCCUUGGGAGCCCUCUGCAGCCCUGCCCCGUCCUCCGUCUCCAAGGACCCGCAGAGUUACCUCUGGCUGUCCUGCUGGCACUGUGCCAGGAAGAACUCACUGCCAGCCCCGCCCGUGCUGCGUCCUGGUGCCGCGUCCCAGCAGCCCAGAAGGCGUGCCCCAGGGAGGGACUCCAGCCCAGCGCCCAGCGGGCAGCUCCUACGUCCCGUACCCCUUGGCCAGUUUGUCCUGUGCACAGGACCCAGCUCUGUGACUCUUGUGCUGGGUGCGUGGAUGGACGUCUGUCUGCCUCCCACCUGCCCUCUUCCACGCCCCGGGGACAGACAGUCAUGACCUCCUGUCCAGCUGGGCUCCAUGCUUAGCCCUGCACAGAGGUUGACUAGGACAUCUUGGCCCGUCUGUGUCCCCUCCCACUGUCCUCAUGCCCUCUGGGGUCCUCAACACCCCCACCUUGGCCCUGAAGCAGCUUCAGGAGCGACACCCAGGAGGGGAGGCAGGAGCAGGGCCCCUUGGACACCCUGCGACCCUGCCCAGCUGCAGGGCAGGCUCGGCUCCACCAGAGGGUGGCAUCUUGCAGUUGGAGCCCAGGCGCCCUGGGUGUGGGCUGCGUGCCAGGGGGCAGCGUGUAUGUGUGUGUAGGUAGCCAGUAGGAAGAAGGGCGGCGGCCGGCCCCCGGCGCCCCUCAGGCGGCCCAGCGGACAGCCAGCCGUGUGGAGAAUAAAGAGACCUUGUGGCUUU